AAAGAAUGUAAAGAAUAUAUCAAUGGAUAUCCUGAAGCUUUGUACAAAUCAUUUUAUACAAAGAUCAAGACUCAAAAUUUUAUAGAUCAACAAAAUAUUGAUUAUAUUAAAGAUACAUUAAAU
This is a messenger RNA of Cetraspora pellucida, 123 nucleotides long. The record is from the annotation of a GenBank genome assembly. Lineage: Eukaryota; Fungi; Glomeromycota; Glomeromycetes; Diversisporales; Gigasporaceae.